GUGGCUUCAAGCCUCUGCCUGGCUGGUUUUCGCAGGUGUUAUCACCCACAGCUCAAUCAAGCAGGAGGCUGGGGUACCAGUAAAGAAAAUAAUUUACCACCCGCUUUAUAACGAUAAUAGUCUUGACUAUGACAUUGCUCUGAUGAAGCUCCAAGUCCCCCUGAAUUUCUCAGACGCCAUCCGUGCCGUGUGUCUGCCACCCUCCCAGCAGGACCUCUUCCCGGGCACGCAGUGUUGGGUCUCUGGCUGGGGCUAUACCAGACCAGACCAAGCGCAGGUUACCGAGACACUGAAGGAAGCCCUCGUUCCCUUAAUCGGUACCAAGAAGUGCAAUAGUUCGUGCAUGUACGCAGGCGAGCUCACUGCCAGGAUGCUGUGUGCCGGCUACCUGCACGGGAAAGUAGACGCGUGCCAGGGUGACAGCGGGGGCCCCCUGGUUUGCCAGGACCAAUUCACCUGGCGCUUAGUAGGCAUCGUGAGCUGGGGCCAGGGCUGUGCUGAACCCAACCACCCCGGGGUCUAUACCAACGUGGCUCAGCUUCUGCCGUGGAUUUAUCACGUCACUGAGUUAAAGCCAGAAACAGAAGGGUCUCCUCCCCCCUGCCACGGCUCUGCUCGGCUGCCCCAGCCGGCAGAACGGCCGUUCGGUUCUGCAAGGACUGAGUGCAAUGUGAAAGCCAGCGGUGAUUCAGGCCCUGCGUAA
Pterocles gutturalis (yellow-throated sandgrouse) is the source of this 703-nucleotide messenger RNA. Its product is annotated as transmembrane protease serine 5-like. The annotation marks the transcript as partial. The transcript has 5 exons. NCBI's taxonomy places the organism in Eukaryota, Metazoa, Chordata, Aves, Pterocliformes, Pteroclidae. Gene Ontology annotation, molecular function: serine-type endopeptidase activity. Gene Ontology annotation, biological process: proteolysis. The record is from RefSeq and is a predicted model, not a curated record.